UUUGUAGGCGGGGAGGAUGAGUUGACGAACAGUGAGGAAACCACCCUUACUUGCUAUUUUUCUGGUCCACUAAAAUGGCUGUUGUCGAGGAUGGGGAAUAAAUAGCCCGUGAGCCUUUACAAGCAUAUACAUCGAGGAUUGAGACGACAACACCGAAGUGUGGAACAUUUAUAGACGUUUUACUCCAGAGGUGCAGUGGGGGUGAGGAGAAGUAGCUGCAGCCAUGGACACCACCACCUCCAUCAAGAUGACCUCUCUGGCCAUCCAGAACCUCUUCAGCUACGUGGAGGAGGAGAACCUGGCAGCACUCAAGGCCCACCUGGACAAGUUCAAGGAGGUGGACGGCAGGAGUGACAAUGGGCAGACACCCCUGAUGCUGGCUUCAGAGCAGGGCAGUAUUGAGAUAGUACAGGAGCUCAUCAGGAGAGGAGCCAACGUUAACCUGGACGAUGUGGACUGCUGGUCUGCUCUGAUCUGUGCUGCUAAGGAGGGCCAUGUAGAUGUGGUGAAGGAGCUGCUAGAAAGCAGUGCUUACAUGGAACACAGAGACAUGGGAGGCUGGACGGCCCUGAUGUGGACUGCCUACAAGGGCCGCGUGGAGGUAACCAAGGUUCUCCUUGACCACGGAGCCAACCCCAACACUACUGGACAGCAAUACAGUGUGUACCCCAUCAUCUGGGCAGCAGGCAGAGGUCAUGCUGAGAUCGUGCAGGUCCUGCUGGAAAAUGGAGCCAAGGUCAACUGCUCUGACAAGUACGGCACUACCCCUCUGAUCUGGGCAGCCAGGAAGGGCCAUUUUGACUGUGUGAUGCACCUGCUGGAGAACGGAGCCGAUGUCGACCAGGAGGGGGCGAACUCGAUGACAGCUCUGAUUGUGGCAGUGAAGGGAGGUUUCACUGAGGUGGUGAAGGAGCUUCUGAAGAGGAACCCUAACGUGAACAUGACGGAAAAGGACGGAAACACAGCGCUGAUGAUCGCUGCCAAGGAGGGCUACACUGAGAUAGUACAGGACCUGCUGGACGCUGGCACCUACGUCAACAUACCAGACAGAAGUGGAGACACGGUGCUUAUCGGGGCAGUGAGAGGAGGCCAUGUGGAGAUAGUGAGGGCUCUGCUGCACAAAUAUGCUGAUAUCGACAUCAGAGGACAGGAUAACAAGACAGCCUUGUACUGGGCCGUGGAGAAAGGCAAUGCCACCAUGGUGAGAGAUAUCCUUCAGUGCAACCCCGACACGGAGACCUGCACCAAGGAUUCAGAGAGCCCUCUGAUCAAGGCCAUUAAAAUGAGGAAUAUUGACAUAGUGGAGCUUCUGCUGGACAAAGGAGCCAAGGUGUCAGCUGUGGAUAAGAGAGGUGACACCCCUCUCCACAUCGCCAUACGUGGCCGGAGCCGCAGGCUGGCGGAGCUCCUCCUCCGUAACCCGAAAGAUGGCCGCCUGCUGUACCGGCCCAACAAGGCCGGCGAGACGCCCUACAAUGACUGCAGCCACCAGAAGAGCAUCCUCACCCAGAUCUUUGGAGCCCGCCACCUGUCCCCUACUGAGUCUGACGGAGACAUGCUGGGUUAUGACCUGUACAGCAGUGCCCUGGCAGACAUCCUCAGUGAGCCCACCAUGCAGCCACCCAUCUGUGUGGGCUUGUACGCCCAGUGGGGCAGCGGCAAGUCCUUCCUGCUCAAGAAACUGGAAGAUGAGAUGAAGACGUUUGCUGGUCAGCAGGUAGAGCCGUUGUUCCAGUUUUCCUGGAUGGUGUUGUUCCUGUCCCUGCUGCUGUGUGGUUCUGUAGCUCUGGUCCUGGGCUUCACCGUCGACCCUAAGCUGGCCAUUGCCGUCUCCCUGAGCCUGCUGGCCCUGGUCUAUGUCUUCUUCGUGGUGGUGUACUUCGGCAGUCGUCGUGAGGGGGAGAACUGGAACUGGGCAUGGGUGAUCAGUACCCGUCUGGCACGACACAUUGGCUACCUGGAGCUACUGCUCAAACUGAUGUUCGUCAACCCCCCUGACCUGCCCGAACAGACCACCCGCGCACUUCCCGUCAGGUUCCUGUUCACAGACUACAACCGUCUGUCCAGUGUGGGAGGAGAGACCAGCCUGGCAGAGAUGAUAGCCACCCUGUCUGAUGCCUGUGAGAGGGAGUUUGGUUUCAUGGCCAGCCGCCUUUUCAGGGUCUUCAAGACGGAGGAAUCACAUGGGAAGAAGAAGUGGAAGAAGACAUGCUGCGUUCCCUCCUUCGUCAUCUUCGUCUUCAUCCUGGGCUGCCUGAUCACCGGCAUGGCCCUCCUCGCCAUCUUCAAGGUGGACGUUGCCAACCAGACAGUGAACGCCGUGCUGAUCGCCAUGGCCAGCGUGGUGGGCCUGGCGCUGGUGCUCAACUGCCGGACCUGGUGGCAGGUGGCCGACUCGGUGCUAAACUCUCAGAGGAAGAGGCUGCACAGUGCCGCCAACAAGAUGCACAAGCUCAAGAGCGAGGGCUUCAUGAAGGUGUUGAAGAAUGAGGUGGAGCUGAUGGCGAGGAUGGCUAAAACCAUCGAUGGCUUCACUCAGAACCAGACGCGUCUGGCUGUCAUCAUAGACGGCCUGGACUCCUGUGAACAGGACAAAGUGCUGCAGAUGCUGGAUACGGUGAGGGUGCUGUUUUCCAAAGGCCCCUUCAUCUCCAUCUUCGCCAGCGACCCCCACAUCAUCAUCAAGGCCAUCAACCAGAACCUGAACAGCGUGCUCAGGGACUCCAACAUCAACGGCCAUGACUACAUGAGGAACAUCGUCCACCUGCCCGUCUUCCUCAACAGCCGGGGGUUGAGUAGCGCCAGGAAGAUGUGUGUGGCAGCGCCUGCUAACGGAGACACCAGCAACUCAGACGGCUGGCAUGAGGAGCUAGACAGGAAGCUAUCCCAGCACAGCAUCGGAGAAAUGACAAAGUUUGGCAGCAAGACCACCCUAAACCGCAGGGACACAUACCGGCGCAGGCAGAUGCAGAGGACGGUGACGAGGCAGAUGUCCUUUGACCUGAGCAAGCUGCUGGUGACAGAGGACUGGUUCAGUGACAUCAGUCCCCAGACCAUGCGGAGGCUGCUCAACAUAGUCUCUGUCACAGGUCGUCUGCUAAGGGCCAAUCAGAUCACGUUCAACUGGGACCGCCUGGCGUCGUGGAUCAACCUUACUGAGACGUGGCCCUACAGGACCUCCUGGCUCAUCCUAUUCCUGGAGGAGACCGACGGCAUUCCCGACCAGGCCGCCCUAAAGACAAUCUAUGAGAGGAUCUCCAAAAACAUUCCCACCACUAAAGAUGUGGAGCCCCUGUUGGAGAUUGACGGGGAUGUGCGUAGCUUCGAGGUGUUCCUCUCUUCCCGUACCCCGGUCCUCAACUCGCGCGACAUGAAAACUUUCCUGCCCUGCACCGUCAACCUCGACCCCAAACUACGAGAGAUCAUCGCAGAUGUGCGUGCUGCCAGGGAGCAGAUGAGCAUCGGAGCAGUGACCUAUCCCAGUCUACCAUUGCAGGAGGCCGCUCCCCGCCCUACCUCCGUCUAUAGCCAGCAGUCAGGCAUGUCCGCCUACUCCCCCUCCUUCAACGGGCCCUUCAACCCGCCCGGGGUGGUGUCCCCACCGCCACACAGCAGCUACUACAGUGGCAUAGCUGGCCCCCAGCACCCCUUCUACAACAGGGUGAGUGUAUAGGGAAGAACACCACCAUGUCAUCAACAUCAUGGUCCUUUCAUUUCCAGGACUCUGAGAAGGGCCUGGUUCCAAACGGAAUGACCGAAGCUUCAGUUGUAGACUCUGACUCUAGGCCUAUAUCGUGUCCAGUGUUUCCCCUGCUGCUAAAUCGUCGCCGAGUUUCUUGUGGAAGAAUGGUGUCGCAUCCCCCCGAUAGAGUUCCAGACACUUGUAGAAUCUAUGCCAAGGUGCAUUGAAGCUAUUCUCGCUCGUGUGGGUCCAACGCCCUAUUAAGACACUAUAUGUUGGUGUUUCCUUUAUUUUGGCAGUUACGUGUAUGCGUACGCUAAAAUGCAGUAACG
Oncorhynchus gorbuscha (pink salmon) is the source of this 4014-nucleotide messenger RNA. It is a transcript of the gene kidins220b, whose product is annotated as kinase D-interacting substrate 220b. Gene Ontology annotation, molecular function: protein binding. The record is from RefSeq and is a predicted model, not a curated record. NCBI's taxonomy places the organism in Eukaryota, Metazoa, Chordata, Actinopteri, Salmoniformes, Salmonidae.